Anarrhichthys ocellatus (wolf-eel) is the source of this 5200-nucleotide messenger RNA. RefSeq names its product Wolfram syndrome 1a (wolframin) (gene wfs1a). Gene Ontology annotation, biological process: endoplasmic reticulum unfolded protein response; calcium ion homeostasis. The record is from RefSeq and is a predicted model, not a curated record. Gene Ontology annotation, cellular component: endoplasmic reticulum; endoplasmic reticulum membrane. Gene Ontology annotation, molecular function: protein binding. The transcript is spliced from 12 exons. Bases 1036 to 4188 code for a protein of 1050 amino acids. Lineage: Eukaryota; Metazoa; Chordata; Actinopteri; Perciformes; Anarhichadidae.
UGUCUUUUUCAGCACUCGCGCAGGUGGACAGCUCCCAAAGGAACAAUGUAGUUUACGGAGCUCGUGUACAAACGCAGCUUAACACUAGCAUACAUCUAUACACCGCAUAGCCUAUAUGGGAGUGGGUCUGAUUAUUAUUUAUGAAAAAGGUGCAAAGCAUAUGCUUGAGUAAUACGUAACUAACGCAUGAUUCAUAAUGAUCAAAUGCAUGAAUUAAUGCAGGAUAUCUCGAAUUCUUAUUCCUGGCGUUAAGAAAUGAUGAAGGCACUAAUGUUUACGUUUAGAUUAGUUUAUGUUUAAUUAUAUGAAAUCUAAUAGAAAAUGGCAUUUCAGACCGAUGCUUUUGAUGUGCAGUAUCGGUUCUUAUUGAAGUAUCAAGCUGUUUCAAUCAAACAGUGUAACCGCGUUAUAAUAUCGCUGAAUGUCUCCACGUCGUGGUGUGUGUGUGUGUGUGUGUGUGUGUGUGUGUGUGUGUGUCCCUCUUGUUGUCAACCGGUGCCAUAUGGGAGAGAGUCAGCCUCGAUUAAGAGCAGGCUUACAUAUAUAUAGCUUUUGACCUGGAACCCCAUAAUCUACUUAAAUACUGCAGUUGAAAUAACGACAGCCUCAUUAUACACCCAUCACCCCGCUACUUGAAAUAAUUUAUUUUUAAAGCCACAAAAAGAGACACGGGUGAGAAAGCGUUCAAGGAGACGAUCGCAAUAGGUAAAAAAAAGAAAAGAAAAAAAAGGCCUUCACAAGGGUAUUAAGCGAGAACGCGCAGAGUAGCCAAUCAGAUACGUUGACCGUCAGACUGGCGUUUAUUUCUCCCUAUCGGGAGCGAGGCUAUUCCGCCAGGGCGGGGCCUUGAAGUUGCAGUGUUGUUAAAGACCAGACACAUGAGAGUUUGGUCGCGGUCAGUGUGCGCGUCUCCGGUUUCGAGGAACUGUGCGGAGCGCACGGAGCUCAGCAUGGACGACGGACUGAACUUCUGAAUCCGGGAUGACAAUUUACUUUGUGCCCUGAAGAAAUCUGCUCGUUUAGUUGCCAAAAAAUAUGGAGAAGGAUUUCCCAUCAACUCCAACUGCUGUCAACACCCAGGGGCCACGCCCUGUUGUGGAUGGACCCUCUCUUCCCCCUCCCAUACAGACCCCUCCUUCACUCGUCUCCAAUAACCUCCCUGCUGCUCCCUCUCACCCCGCCAAAUUACCAACAGAACCCAGAGAAUCUAAACCGAUGGAUUGCCCUCCAUCUGUAAAGGGGUCAAAGCCCUUAACUCCAUCCAAACCACCCAAACCCAUUUCCAGUCCCUCCUCUCCUCCUCCAUGCAAACCUCCACUUGUUUCUUCUCCCAGCCGCUCUACCCCUCAAAUCCCCCAAAUGGCAUCCCUUUCAAAGCUCAAAUCUGCCUCCUUUACAUCAGCUAGCGUGACCUGUAACUCUCUGACAGAUCCCCCUACUUCUUCCUCCACUGCUUCCACUGAGGCUCCCGCAGCCUCUUCCGCCACCCCAGUGAAACGCACCUUUGCCGCCACGGCCAAGCGGGUGAUAAUACAGGAAAGACUUCGGAAGGCCGAGGACAAUGCCAAUGAUGAGGAGGAAGAUGAAGAACCAGAAGAAGACUUGACCCUGGGGCAGAUAGAGGAGAAGGCCAAAGCCGGUGACGCCAGAGCCCAGACCCGGCUGGGUCAGCACCAUUUGAGUCUUGCUAAAGAGAAGGACACAGAGCUAAACAAUCGGCUGGCUGUUAACUGGCUGAUUAAAGCUGCUAAACAGGGAAGAAAAGGUGCUGCGAGUGCACUGCAGCGCUGUUGGAUCCAGAAAAAAGGAAUCACCCCAGAGAACGAGGCCGACAUGCGCAAGUUGUCAACAGAGAGUAGGUUUGAGCUGGCGGUGCGCAAAGCGGCCAUGAUGAUGUACUGGAAACUCAACCCGGACAGGAAGAAGAAGGUGGCUGUGGCUGAGUUGCUGGAAAAUGUCAGCCAGGUCAAUGCAGUGCAAGGUAGCACUGCAAGCCGGAUUCCUGGUCCAACCUCAGGCCAGACCCAGAAAGUCCUGGAGAGCAUGGUCAGCAAUGAGUCCACACAGUUGGUGGACCUGGACGACUUUGUUGAGAUGACUAAAAAGUAUGCACAAGGUAUAUCACCCCAAGCUGGCCGCCAGGUCACAGCCAAGACUGAAAGCCCCAAACCUAAUGACAGCAGCGGGGAGCACAAGGCUGAGCUGGUGCCAUCAGGAUACAAGAAUGCCUUCAAACGUUCUUGGAGUUUUGGCCGAAGUGGGAUGAUGAUGGACACGAGGCAGAACAGGGCCAUGAAAAAAGCCAUGGACAUGAAGUCGCGCUUAAUGGUGCUGCAGUACCCGCUGCGCGGCAUCGUCGAGAUGAAGGAGCACCUGGUGGACUGGGCGUCGCGGGCCGGCGUCCAGUGGCUGAGCACGGUCAUCCCCACGCAGCACGUCAACGCGCUCAUUUUCUUCUUCAUCAUCAGCAACCUGACGGUCGACCUGUUCGCUUUCGUCAUCCCCUUGCUCGUCUUCUACCUGUCCUUCAUCUCCAUGAUCAUCUGCACGCUGCGUGUCCUCCAGAGCAGCAAGACUUGGGAGAACUUCAAAGCACUGACGUCUCUGCUGACCCAUUUUGAACCCAGCCUGGACGUGGAGCAGGCCGAGACCAACUUCGGGUGGAACAACCUGGAGCCGUACCUCUACUUCAUCCUGUCCGUUUUCUUCGUCAUCUUCUCCUUCCCGGUAGCCGACAAGGGCUGGAUCCCCUGUUCUGAGCUCUCCACCGUGGCCAUCUUCUUCACUGCUGUUAGCUACAAGAGCCUCAGCCCCACAGCCGCGACGUACGCACGCCGAGCCAUGGUCAUAGAGGUUGCAUCAUCUCUGUGUUGCCUGACCCAGUUCCUGCCAAAGAACAUGACAGUGCUGCGGUGCCUGGGGCGCACCUUGGCCACGCUACCACUGGGGGAGUCGGUGGUGCUGAAGCUCAGCCUCCCCUGCCUGCUCUAUGUUUAUCUGUUCUAUCUGUUCUUCAGCAUGGCCAGGAUGCGUGGUUUCAAGGGGACUUACUGCUACCUGGUUCCAUACCUGGUGUGCUUCAUGUGGUGCGAGUUCUCCGUGGUGCUCCUCCAGUGCUCCUCCAUUGUGGGUCUAAUGCGCACCUGCGUGGCCUACUUCCUCUUCCUGUUCGCCCUGCCCGUUCUGGCUUUAGGCCUCGCCGCCAUGCUCUUCAUCCAGCUCUUGAAGUGGUUCCUGGAGCUGGAGCUGACGAAGGUUAUCGUGACCCUGGUAGUCUGCGCGAUCCCUGUCAGCCUGCGGCUGUGGACGCGGUUCAGCAUGUCCAUUCUGGAUGUCUUCCGCUCACUGACCGACCGCGGCCCAGUCAAGCUCAUCUUACUCUGCAUCUCCAUGGUGAUCCUGUUUUUCUCUAUCUACGUGUACCACGCAGAGGGGCAGAAGGUGUACAAUUCCACCCUGACUUGGAGACAGUACAGCCAGGUGUGCGGGCCCCCCGCCUGGGAAACCAAAGGCAUGGCCCAGACACAGCUGUUCUGCAGCCACCUGCACGGACACAGAGUCACGUGGGCGGGUCGUUUCAAGCACGUCCGCGUGGCCGAGACGGAGAAUGGGGCACAGUCGGUCAUCAACAUGUUGCCGGUGUUCAUGGGAGAAUGGCUGCGCUGCCUGUACGGAGAGACGUAUCCCAAAUGCGAGCCAAAGAACACCACUGUCUCAAACCUAACAGCCGAUUCGCCGUCGGCAACAGUUACGCUGCCCAUACUGCUCCGAAUGCAAGAGGAGGAAGAGAUGUGUCAGAUCAAGGCUCUGGCCAAACACUCCUGCCACAUCAAGCGCUUCGACAGCCACCUCUUUGAGGUGACCGUGGGGAUGCUCCGGAACGGAGGUGUGGGGGACCCAACUGGGGAUGUAAUCCUAAUGGCCAGCCAUGAGUUCAGGCAAGUCCUGCUGAACCUUAAUCCCGGCGAUAUGGUUGAGUUCGGCACCAAGCUGGAUGGCCGUCUAGGAGCCAAAGCUCCGGCCUUCGAGCUGAAGGCGAUCCACUGUCUGGACUGUGCUUCCUCCCUGCUGGCUGGAGGCCGGCAGGUGAAGUUUGAGAGGGACUGGAGACGCACCACGAUGAGAGCCCUAAAGUUCGCUUUUGAUUUUUUCUUUUCUCCCUUCCUGUUUGCAAAAAUCACUGCCUGACACUGAAGCUCAAGCAAUAAUGACUCACUUGGAUCUCUGCCUUUUUCUUGUCAUGUGUUCAUGUAACUAAUGUGACUUAUGGUAAUGUUUACAAUUUGAUCCAACAUGGAUCUACUGCUCACCUUUAUGUUGACAUUUCAGCUAGGUGACAGCAUUUUAUUUUAUUUGAAGUACUUCCUGUACUAGUGCAUGCGUUUACAAAGAUUUUAUCAUUUCAGUUCAUGUAUUUUGAAAGCAGUUCAAAAAUGGUCAGAUACCAGCUUUCACUUGGGACUCAUUGUCACAAUGACUUUGACUUAACUUUUUCUUGCCAAGAGAAAAUAAAUAUCUUCUAUUUGUGUCCAGGGUCUUACUUUCAGAAAGUUGAUGUUUCAAUAAGUUUUGUUCUAAAGAAGAACAAAACUUAAUUUGAUGGUGCCAAAUUAUAUGCAGGGAAACUAAUGUUGGGUGCUGACCACUUCUGAUCCCUAGAGACACUGUAUAUUUGAUAAAAGUGAAAUAUUAUCGGAGUAAAAGUUAUCUUUAAGAUAAAUGUUGCUGCUUUAGUAUUAAGGAAUGUCUUAAUAUUGGGAGUAUGUUUUGCAUGUACAGUUUGUGUGUUUACAUUAGUGCAUUUUUAAAUAUGCAUCUGCCUAUUUAUUUAUUUAUUUAUUUAUAUAGGUUGUGUGACAGAAUAUUUGUUUGUGGCUCUGUUAGCCAAGAUUUGUCUAGCUUUGUGGUCUUAAAACGCUCCGGUCUUAAUCUUAUUUGUGACUAAUGAUCAAAUGGUCCUGUGCCUUGAAUUACAAUGCACAUAAAAUGGCAUUUGGAAAGCAAACAUAAAACAUUAAUUCAGUUUUGAAGGGAGGCUGUUUAUAAGCCCACAAACUUGUGAAAGUGUCGUAGUCUCAGUUUCAUGGUUUGAUUUACACGCUCACACACCAAUCUGCCAAUGCAAAGAUGGCCAAUGGGGCAGCAACCUCAUUUAAAGUUUGCAUUUGUGGGCCCGCUGGAGGGAAGGGAGGCACUGGAA